Molecule: messenger RNA, 593 nt
Organism: Chenopodium quinoa (quinoa)
Lineage: Eukaryota; Viridiplantae; Streptophyta; Magnoliopsida; Caryophyllales; Amaranthaceae
Product: mitochondrial import receptor subunit TOM6 homolog
Exons: 2
Coding region: 100-258 (52 amino acids)
Cellular component (GO): mitochondrial outer membrane translocase complex
Source: RefSeq, a predicted model, not a curated record
AUAUUCAACCAAAGGCUCAUAAUUUAGGGUUUAUCAAAGGUUUUGGGGAAAUUCAACAGAUCUUGCAAUCUAGAGAGAGAAAGAGAGAACAAAGCAAAGAUGUUCGGAGGAAUGUUCCAGAAGAAACCAAGCAAGGAAGAAGCUCUGAAGCAGCUUCGAUCCCAUGGGUUGAUGUUCGGAGCAUGGGUUGUUGCUAUUCGGGUCACUCCUUAUGUUCUUCAGUAUUUCCAGAAAGAGGAGAUCACUUUGGAUCUUUGAUUCAACCCCACCAAAUUUAAGGGACACAGGCGAGAUAUAGAGAAUGAAGGGACCAAGAUAUCACUUAAUUAGUUUACUCAAGUUAUCAACAAAACCUUAAGUAUUUUGUAAGUGUCAACAUGUAGUUGGACAGUAUGUGGUCGUGAAUUAUAUCACUGGUUAUUCGUCAUAAUAAUUAUUGUACGCUAACUCCUCAUCAAUUAUCCCAUACAGCCGUAGGCUUGACAAAGGUUUUUCUUUAUUUUUAGUUGUGCUAUAAUGGGAGCUACUUGGGAAGAACACUGUAUUUUUAACACUACCUUGCCGUGUUAAUUCAGAAUUUGAAUUUGCAUUAA